Sceloporus undulatus (fence lizard) is the source of this 612-nucleotide messenger RNA. It is a transcript of the gene MLN, whose product is annotated as motilin. The record is from RefSeq and is a predicted model, not a curated record. Gene Ontology annotation, cellular component: extracellular region. Bases 147 to 500 code for a protein of 117 amino acids. NCBI's taxonomy places the organism in Eukaryota, Metazoa, Chordata, Lepidosauria, Squamata, Phrynosomatidae. The transcript has 6 exons. Gene Ontology annotation, molecular function: hormone activity; motilin receptor binding.
GUGUGGGUGAAGAGAGGAAACCCAUUUUAAUUAAAGGUGCUGGAAGCGGCUAUAUAAAGACUAAUGCAUUCAGAAAAGAGAGACCACAGCAGGUGACAGGAAUCUCCACAGUACCGACCUACAAACAAGAAAGCCCAUUCACGAGGAUGGUUCCAAGAAAAGUGAUGGCAACACUUCUACUCCUGUACCUGGUAGCCAUGCUGGCUAAACAAAGCGAGGGCUACAUAGCCUUUUAUGGCCGGGAACAUUUCAGAAAAAUGGAGGAGAGUGAGAAGAACCAAGCACAGAAGAAAUCCCUGAGUCUGCAGCAGCGAUCAGACAUACAAGAUUUUCCUGAACAUUCAGAAGAUGAAGGGCAAGUCAUCAAGCUGACUGCUCCUGUAGAAAUUGGGAUACAUAUGAACUCCAGGCAGAUAGAAAAAUACGAAGAUGUCCUGAAGGAACUCCUUACGGAGAUAUUACUACACAUUCAGAACGUUAAUUCAUAUUCUAAGAAUUAGAAGAUUUGAAUGGAAGACUUCCUGCACAUUUGUGAGACUCCACACAGUAGAAAUACUGUCUGUAAGCUGCUGUAAUGCGGUGGGGGAAAUAUACUUAUGCUAGCUAAUAAAA